Molecule: messenger RNA, 414 nt
Organism: Capronia coronata CBS 617.96
Lineage: Eukaryota; Fungi; Ascomycota; Eurotiomycetes; Chaetothyriales; Herpotrichiellaceae
Product: NEDD8-conjugating enzyme UBC12
Exons: 2
Coding region: 1-414 (137 amino acids)
Biological process (GO): protein neddylation
Cellular component (GO): nucleus
Molecular function (GO): NEDD8 transferase activity
Source: RefSeq, a predicted model, not a curated record
AUGAAGACGACGUUUCCGAACCCAGAUGACAUCCUCAAUUUCACUCUCACAAUCGAACCGGACGAGGGAAUGUACAAAGGGGGAAGUUUUGUGUUCAAUUUCUCUAUCAACCAGAACUUCCCGCACGAUCCGCCCAAGGUCAAGUGCACGCAGAAGAUAUACCACCCCAACAUCGACCUGGAAGGAAAUGUUUGCUUGAACAUCCUGAGAGAAGAUUGGAAACCAGUAUUGAAUCUGAAUGCGGUGAUCGUAGGCAUGCAGUUCCUCUUCCUCGAACCUAAUGCAUCCGAUCCGCUCAACAAGGAGGCCGCGGAAGACCUUAGAAAUAACAGAGAGGGUUUCAGAAGGAAUGCGAGAACAGCCAUGAGCGGUGGAACGGUUAGAGGCGUAAGCUAUGACCGAGUCUUGCGAUGA